Messenger RNA from Haliaeetus leucocephalus (bald eagle), 852 nucleotides. RefSeq names its product coiled-coil domain-containing protein 92. The record is from RefSeq and is a predicted model, not a curated record. NCBI's taxonomy places the organism in Eukaryota, Metazoa, Chordata, Aves, Accipitriformes, Accipitridae. Bases 1 to 852 code for a protein of 283 amino acids. The transcript is spliced from 7 exons.
AUGCCGCAGCAGCGGGGCAUGGCAGGCGGCACCCCGAAGCCGUUAGUUCGCGCCUGGACCGUGAAUUUGGUUGCGAUGGAGACCGUGUCCCUGGAGCACCAGAUCCAGAGCGUGCAGCGGCACAUCGCUUUCCUGAAGAAGGAGCAGAUGGAGCUGCUCCAUGACCUGCACCUGGAGAUCCUCCGCUUGCAGAAGCACUGCUCAGAGCUUACCCAUGACCUGGAAAUAAAAGAGCUGGAAGCCCGCCAGCAAGAUGUGCUGGACCGGGAGCUGGAGGAGAAGUGCCGGGUGAUGGAGGCCCGGCUGCAGGAGAAGGAGAAGGACAACCUGGAGCUGCGCAAGGAGCUGCAGCACAAGGAGACGCUGGUGGCCGCCCUGCGCUCCAGCCUCCGCAGCAAGGAGCGCCGGUUCCUGGAGGAGCUGAAGCGCCGGAGCCACCGCGUCACCAUCCUCGACACCGAGCUGCAGAAGCAGACCGAGGCGGCCGCCUACCUCUCCCUCCAGCUCCACGCCACCGCCCAGCGCCUGCCGGGUGGCUUGCUGGCACGGAGGCUCUGGGGGCUGCUCCUGGCCUUCCCGGGGCCGCCUUUGGAGAAGGGAUUGCCCUUCCUCUGUGAAACCGGGACCGCUAAGGGACCCCAGCAGCUGAAUGCCGAGCGGCGCGUGUGCCAGCGCGGGAUGCGUGCCAGCGUGUGGAGGGGCCGGGAUGCCUGGCCGAUGCCGCCGGGGGAAGUGCUGAAGCGCUCUAGCACUCGUCCCAUGCUGCACUGGUGCAGCACUCGAGAUCGGGCUAUUUAUAACCGCCUCUGGGCCGGGGCGGUCGGGCUGGCAUCCCUCCGCGAGCGCGCCUGA